AUGUCUUGUAAAGAUGGUAAAGGUGUUAUGGAUAAUGGAAAAUACGUUCGUUAUACACCUGAACAAGUUGAAGCUCUUGAGAGGCUUUAUCAUGAUUGUCCUAAGCCAAGCAGUAUUCGUCGUCAACAGCUUAUUCGAGAGUGUCCUAUUCUCUCUCAUAUUGAACCUAAACAGAUCAAAGUUUGGUUCCAAAAUAGAAGAUGUAGGGAGAAGCAGAGAAAAGAGGCUUCAAGGUUGCAAGCUGUGAAUAGGAAGUUGAGUGCUAUGAAUAAGCUGCUGAUGGAAGAGAAUGAUAGGUUGCAGAAACAAGUAUCUCAUUUGGUGUAUGAAAAUGGCUACUUUCGCCAACAUACUCAAAAUACUAAUCUGGCAACCAAAGAUACAAGCUGUGAUUCGGCGGUGACUAGUGGUCAACGCAGUUUGACAGCCCAGCAUCCGCCAAGGGAUGCAAGUCCUGCAGGGCUUUUGUCCAUUGCAGAGGAAACUUUAGCAGAGUUUCUUUCAAAGGCUACUGGAACUGCUGUUGAGUGGGUCCAAAUGCCUGGAAUGAAGCCUGGUCCGGAAUCUAUUGGAAUCAUUGCGAUUUCUCAUGGUUGCCAUGGUGUGGCGGCAAGAGCAUGUGGCCUAGUGGGGCUAGAACCUACAAGGGUUGCAGAAAUCCUCAAAGAUCGGCCCUCGUGGUAUCGUGAUUGCCGAGCUGUGGAUAUUCUGAACGUGCUUCCCACAGCCAAUGGUGGAACCAUAGAGCUGCUUUACAUGCAGCUAUAUGCGCCAACUACAUUGGCUCCUGCUCGAGACUUAUGGUUGUUGCGCUACACAUCUGUUUUAGAAGAUGGAAGCCUAGUGAUAUGUGAGAGGUCUCUUAAAAACACACAAAAUGGUCCAAGCAUGCCUCCUGUGCAGCAUUUUGUCAGAGCUGAGAUGCUGCCCAGUGGGUACCUGAUAAGGCCUUGUGAAGGAGGUGGUUCCAUCAUCCACAUUGUUGAUCAUAUGGAUUUGGAGCCAUGGAGUGUUCCCGAGGUACUGCGUCCACUCUAUGAAUCAUCAACAAUGCUGGCUCAGAAGACAACAAUGGUGGCCCUACGUCACCUAAGGCAGAUUUCACAUGAAGUUUCUCAGUCUAACGUCACUGGAUGGGGUAGACGACCAGCAGCACUUCGAGCACUUGGCCAAAGACUGAGCCGGGGUUUCAAUGAGGCACUCAAUGGGUUUACUGAUGAGGGAUGGUCAAUGAUUGGCAAUGAUGGUGUUGACGAUGUUACUAUUCUAGUGAAUUCAUCCCCUGACAAAUUAAUGGGUCUGAAUCUUUCAUUUGCCAAUGGAUUUCCAUCUGUCAGUAAUGCAGUCUUAUGUGCUAAAGCUUCAAUGCUGUUACAAAAUGUGCCUCCGGCCAUUCUACUAAGGUUUUUACGGGAGCAUAGAUCGGAGUGGGCAGACAACAACAUGGAUGCUUACUCAGCUGCUGCCAUCAAAGCUGGUCCUUGUAGUUUCUCAGGAUCUCGGGUUGGAAAUUAUGGGGGCCAAGUAAUUCUUCCUCUAGCCCACACUAUUGAGCACGAGGAGUUUCUGGAAGUCAUUAAAUUGGAAGGAAUUGCCCAUUCUCCCGAAGACGCGAUAAUGCCUAGAGAAGUGUUUCUUUUGCAACUCUGCAGUGGAAUGGAUGAGAAUGCUGUUGGUACCUGUGCUGAACUUAUAUUUGCUCCAAUUGAUGCAUCCUUUGCUGAUGAUGCCCCCCUUCUGCCUUCUGGAUUUCGUAUAAUUCCUCUUGAUUCUGGAAAGGAAGUGGCCAACAACCCAAAUCGCACCCUUGACCUGACAUCUGCCCUUGAUAUUGGUCCCGCUGGAAACAAAGCUUCUAAUGAUUAUUCUGGAAAUUCUGGCUGUAUGAGAUCAGUGAUGACAAUAGCAUUUGAAUUUGCUUUUGAAAGUCAUAUGCAAGACCAUGUAGCAUCUAUGGCACGGCAGUAUGUUCGCAGCAUUAUAUCGUCUGUCCAAAGGGUAGCAUUGGCACUUUCACCUUCUAAUUUGAAUUCACAAGGUGGGCUCAGGACACCACUGGGUACUCCUGAAGCUCAAACACUUGCUCGUUGGAUCAGCAACAGUUAUAGGUGCUUCUUGGGUGCUGAGCUACUUAAAUCUAAUAAUGAGGGGAGCGAAUCAUUACUCAAGUCCUUGUGGCAUCACACUGAUGCAAUACUCUGCUGCACUCUAAAGGCAUUGCCCGUGUUCACUUUUGCCAACCAGGCAGGGCUUGACAUGCUGGAGACUACCUUAGUUGCUCUGCAGGAUAUAGCAUUGGAGAAAAUAUUUGAUGACCAUGGCCGAAAGAUUCUGUGCUCGGAAUUUCCUCUAAUUAUACAACAGGGUUUUGCAUGCCUUCAAGGUGGUCUUUGUCUCUCAAGCAUGGGGAGACCUAUUUCAUAUGAAAGAGUAGUGGCUUGGAAGGUGCUGAAUGAAGAAGAGAAUGCUCAUUGUAUUUGCUUUAUGUUUGUGAACUGGUCUUUUGUUUGACAUUGUUUUUAGACAAUAGGACUCCAAGUGGUGUUAAAGAGGAAGCACUCUUAUUAAGACAUGUUCUUUUGCUUGCUAUUUUGCUAUAUUCGCUGCAAAAACUUGGAUUGCAUGUAAAAACUACUUAUAUAUUAGCCUAUGUUACAUUUCCCUUAUAAUUU
Molecule: messenger RNA, 2672 nt
Organism: Medicago truncatula (barrel medic)
Lineage: Eukaryota; Viridiplantae; Streptophyta; Magnoliopsida; Fabales; Fabaceae
Product: homeobox-leucine zipper protein ATHB-15
Exons: 18
Coding region: 1-2511 (836 amino acids)
Molecular function (GO): DNA binding; DNA-binding transcription factor activity; lipid binding
Source: RefSeq, a predicted model, not a curated record